AUGAUAGGUUUCGUGGCGUUUUGUGUGUUUUCGAGCGCAUUUUAUUUCCACGCUUUGGACAUAGGGAAGAUAUUGGUGGGCAUUGGAGCGACGCUUUGUCCCCUGCUGGCCAUCACUUGCACCUAUGGCAUAGUGUCGAUGACAGGAUCACGAGUGAAUUCACUGCUUUUUGUGAUGCCAUUUCUUAUCAUGGGUGAGUCGACGCGGCGUUUCUCAUGGUUCAACUCAUGGCAGAGACAAAUAAGGCAUAAUUACAGCAGUCCGCAGAGAAUGAGUGUAGUUUAUGAGGAAUGUGGGCCAAGUAUCAGCAUCACUUCCGUAACAAAAUGUGCUUUCAUUCGGAAUCGGUGCUCUCACACCAACGCCAGAGAUCCGUCUAUUCUGCCUGGGACUAGCUCUCUCCAACAUGGCUUGAACCUGAACAGUGUCCUAGAAACCAUUCGUACGAAUACACUGCAGUAUUGUGAGCAA
Messenger RNA from Ostertagia ostertagi, 471 nucleotides. NCBI's taxonomy places the organism in Eukaryota, Metazoa, Nematoda, Chromadorea, Rhabditida, Trichostrongylidae. The record is from the annotation of a GenBank genome assembly.